AUGGAAGUGCUUACAAGAAAGAAUAACUUGCUGCGAAUUAACAGCACAACAGGAAAAGUCUCUGUUGUCAGGAAUAACAUUACAAUGUACAAAAAGACAGACGAGUACACUGUACUGGCCACGCCAAAUUAUCUGGAAGUACUUUCUGGAAAGAAGCUUUAUCUUAGUCUAUUCCGAAAGGUAAACAAUGUGCACAUUCUCCCAAACCCGGGCGCACAGACAAAGAAUUCCGUGCGUAUAUACUUAAUAGGAGACCGGUACAUAGAGUAUUUGGAAGACACCCAGAUACAAAGCGAAGUGGAAACAUCACGAAACAUCAACGACACUUGCAUAUACAACAACAUAAUUAUAGCUUUGCAGAAUAGCAAGAUAACACUUUACAGCAAAUACUUGAAGAAACUCGACGAGAUCAAGGUAAGCAUGAAGUACUGCGAGAAAAUAAGCAUUAUAGAGCAUAAUGGCAAAGGAUUAGUAGGGGUGCUCAGCUCCACAGAGAGACGGGUUCUGCUUAUAUACGGAAAGGAGGUAGCCAAGGACAUUAGUGUCUCAAAGCAGGCAAAGAAUAUAAAGAUAGUCACAUGGAAAGACAAGCCAAUGUGCCUUAUAUCCGAAGGGAAUGCAGUUCGGGUUGUGAGUGCCUUCGAUGAGGAAGACAGAAUAGUGGAGACAGAGCACAUCAGCAACAUUACACAAAUAGAGUACAAAGACAACACGGUCUACACUAUAUCCAGCGAGGGCAUUGUCUGCUCCUUUAGCAUGGAUGAGACACUAGCCACUGCUAUUUAUGUAGAUGCAGAGGGAUUAGAGAGCAUUGGAGUAUAG
Molecule: messenger RNA, 822 nt
Organism: Nematocida ausubeli
Lineage: Eukaryota; Fungi; Microsporidia
Exons: 1
Coding region: 1-822 (273 amino acids)
Source: RefSeq, a predicted model, not a curated record